CCAAUCACAAGGGAGAAGAGGUGGGCGCGCCUCCUGCGAAUCAAGGGUUGCAGAAGCUGGCCAAAUCCUAAACCAACGACCUUUGGGACUGACUUUGUGAACCGGGAAGCGACGAGCCAGUUCACAGAUUGCAAGGCUUCGACCUGAGGCGGGUGGAAGUAUCUCCGGACCCGGGGCCGUAGGAGACUCGGGUUUCAGCUACUCCUGCCUGCAGCCCUCUGUGGGGAGCAGUCUGUGUCCUUCAGGCUACGCCCCGCGCCUCCUCAUUGGCUCCUCCAGGCACGUGGUCAGGUGGUCCCGCCUCCGGGUGGCCUGAGAGGCGGCACGCGAGGCCGCAUGGACUGCUUGGCGCCGGGCCGAUGGAGACGACGGAGGAUGGAGGAGCUGCCAGCGGCGGGGGACGCGAAACGGGCGUGCAGGAGGUCAGAAGCUGGCGGGCAUGAGUGCACUGGCCACAUGCUAAGCACCCGUGCCCUGGUAUCCUGGAGUACAGAGGACCAGGAGCCAUGGUCACGAGGCCCACCUGCACCACGACCAGACUGUAGCCAGGAGAGUCUGAGCUCAGUGGGCCAUUUUAACCAUACCGGAAAUCAUUAGAAGAUGCAAAUGGGAAGAUGGAAGAUUCCAGUUGAGUCUGAAUCCUUGUGUGAUUGAUGGCCAGCACAAAUCCCUUACAGCUGGCCUGGGUGCCCAUGUGUUCAGAUGGCAGCCAGGGCUCCCUGCAGGGGCUGUUUGCCUCUCAGGUAAUCCCACUCUCCUCUGCAGAAGGCCAGGAACAUCCUAAGUAUGUUGGCUCAUUGCAGCCUAUUCUCUAAUGUCCUCUGCUGGACAGUAAAUUAUCUAGAAGUCAACAAAUUCUGUGUCAAACUUCCUAGAUGUUCCGGAGCCUCUUAGCUCAUGUAAUCAAAAGGCUCAGCCAGAGAGAGAUCUCACUGUCUGUGGACUUUGGGGUUGUUUCUGGACAUAACCAGGGCUGCUCACACACUCUUUUUAAUUAAAAGACUUAUUUCUAUAUUUAAAA
Messenger RNA from Psammomys obesus (fat sand rat), 1021 nucleotides. RefSeq names its product chromosome unknown C10orf143 homolog (gene CUNH10orf143). Bases 337 to 597 code for a protein of 86 amino acids. The transcript has 3 exons. The record is from RefSeq and is a predicted model, not a curated record. Lineage: Eukaryota; Metazoa; Chordata; Mammalia; Rodentia; Muridae.